AUGCGUAAAUAUAAACACAGAAAACGUAAUAAAUGCGAUGAUUUUCAUCAAUUAGAAACUCGACUUACAUUAUGCGGAAAACUAAUAGACGAAUUUAGUGAAAUUCAAGCGGAAAUAGAAGAAGUAGUAUCAGACGCGGAUUUAGAAGCAGAAUAUAAAGAACGCGAAGCAUUUUCGAAUGAAUAUUUUCACGAAAUUAGUAAAGCAAAAAAAUUGAUUUUUGAAUACAACAAAAAUAGUAAUAGCAAUUUAGAUACCGAAAGCGCAGCGGCCAGAGACAGUGUCUUUCACACAAAUGUAAAACUUCCCCCCAUACAAGUGCCUAAGUUCAGUGGCGACUAUGAGACGUGGUUAGAGUUUCGUGAAACCUUUGAAUCAUUAAUUCACACAAAUGAAUCGCUUACUGGCAUUCAGAAGUUUCACUACUUAAAAGUAUCCUUAGCGGGUAAUGCAGCUGAGGUGGUUUCAUCUCUGGAAUUUUCUGCGAACAAUUACGCUGUAGCUUGGGAUCUCUUGUGUGAUAGAUAUAAUAACUCGAGACUUUUGGUUCAAAAUCAUAUAAAAGCGAUAUUUAACAUUCAAGCGUUUUCAAAGGAAUCAUCUAAAACAUUACGUAAUAUAAUAGACACAUUAUCAAAACAUCUUAAAGCUCUCAAACAGUUAAACCAACCUGCUGAGCAUUGGGAUACUCUUAUCAUAUAUAUAGUAACAUCCAAAUUAGACACCGGAACGAUUAGGGAUUGGGAAGAAUAUAUUUCAAAGUUAGAUGUCCCAAAACUUAGUGAUCUAAAAUCUUUUCUAAAAUCAAAGGCUGACCUACUUGAAACAAUUGAGUUAAAAGGUAGCGAUACGCGUUAUAAAUCAAAUAAAAUAAACACAUCAAAGGUGUUCUUAAAUAACGAUACGGAUGAAAACAUCAAUAGUCAAGUUUUAGUUUCUAAUACACAUGCUAACGCGCAUGAUAAGUCGAAAAUUCCUUUUAAUUUUACAUCACUUUUAUUAUUUAGAUAUGAAAUGCACAUGGACGCAGUACAUCCAGAAGAUACAGUUCGUCGAUUUAUUUUAUCGUACUCUUUGGCAGACGGUUCCUGUAUGAUUCAAGAACCUCCGAUUCGAAAUUCUGGAAUAAUUGGAGGAAAAUAUCUACGCAGCACGCUUCUUGUAAAGCCAGGAUCAGAUCCAUUAAAUCCUGACUUGUACACUCCGGUAGAUUUUUAUAUUGGUGCUCUCAUAGUAGUAUAUUCACAGAGAUUUAUUAUAACAGGCGCAGAUUUAUACGUAUAUAGAUAUAUGCAAGAGAACUCUAGCAAAUUUCCUUGUGAAGUUAUCGAAAACAUGAGAAACUGGAUGUUCCAGCAAGGCCAUUUGAAAGACGAUAUCGAUGACUUAGUUAAAGAUAAAUUUGAGGCUGAAAGGAAAUUUGAUGAGACCAUGAAAGACGAACAGAAAAUAACUGACUUUGAUAAAUGCCUGAAAGAUUUUAAUGUUGGUGGGGGAGACAUAGAGAGUGAAGCAGACAAACAGAAACAUGAAAAAAUUUUGCAAGAAUACGAAGAUUCCAUUAAACAUACAUAUAAGGUGCCUCCAUAUGGAAUUUUACCAGUUAAUAAAACUUGCGCGUAUCCUAUAUAUACAGGGGAACCAAAAGACUUGACUUGCUCCGAGGACAUAGAGGGAAAAUAUGCGUUAUAUACUCCAAAACAUAUUGAUACUCCAGAAGAAGUGAUUGAAAAGUACUAUGCCGGGGUCCUAAAAGAUCAGCAACAGGUUUGCGAUGGUAGAUAUCCAAUUGAAUGCACAGAUUCCCCAAGUAAAGACAAGUUAACUGACGAUCGCCAAGAUAAAAAUAGGUUGUUAAGGGUUAGUCCGCCAGAUAUACCAUCAGGAGCAUGUAAAAUUAAACAAAAAACUGUAAAAUUUGAAGAUGAAGAUAAAUGCGCAAGAAGCGCUGAUGAUUUAUGCGAUCUUAAAACGGAGAAAACACAUUGCGACUGUACUGAUUAUUUAAAAGACUGUUUAUGAUUCUAAAUAUACCAAAUUUUAUUUA
This is a messenger RNA of Sitophilus oryzae (rice weevil), 2047 nucleotides long. RefSeq lists its product as uncharacterized. Gene Ontology annotation, cellular component: axoneme; mitotic spindle. The transcript has 5 exons. The record is from RefSeq and is a predicted model, not a curated record. Bases 1 to 2022 code for a protein of 673 amino acids. Gene Ontology annotation, molecular function: alpha-tubulin binding. Gene Ontology annotation, biological process: mitotic spindle organization; cilium-dependent cell motility; mitotic cytokinesis. Lineage: Eukaryota; Metazoa; Arthropoda; Insecta; Coleoptera; Curculionidae.